Messenger RNA from Trichoderma atroviride IMI 206040, 667 nucleotides. Lineage: Eukaryota; Fungi; Ascomycota; Sordariomycetes; Hypocreales; Hypocreaceae. The record is from RefSeq and is a predicted model, not a curated record.
UCCUUAUUAUCCCUUAAUGUCUUAUUGGAUUGGGUGACGCCGUAGCCGCUCGGAGACGCUCGUUUCCGUUAGCCAAGCAGCGAGCUGGCAUCUUCCUGGCACAAUGUUUUGCCAACUGCAUGUAGCAGCGCUAGCGAUCUCUGCGUGUGAGAUGGCGACUCAUCUCCAGAACUCAUCGUACAUAUCCAAGCCUAUGGCGUAGCCAACAUGAGAUGACGGCCAUCUGAAACGACAGCAUUCAUUCCUCUGUCGCUAUGCCAUUGCAGAAAUGGGUGCCGUGACGCAAACCACACACUGCAAUAAGAUGAGUCCUCUAGCGACCAAUGGGGAAGCUGUAUUACCACUUAAUCUGCCAAUGCAGCGCUUGGUUCUUCGGCUUAUUAGGGAGGCUUUAUUCAGUUAUUGCGCAACCUCAGGCAGUGCCGCUGUCAGCCACCGGCUGUCUAUGACUCCCGGUUGCACAGCAGAAGACGAAGGAUGGGCAUUCACAGCCAGUUAUAGAAGCCCUCCUUUUGCCCAAUAUAUUCCGUCCCCGAAGCCACGACGGGGAAUGCAAGGUGUGGACGGAGUGGGGACUUUUGUGCUCUGAGGGCUUUCAGUCAGUUCUCACCAGGUUGGAGACUUUGGAGGCAAAAACAUGCCACCUUGAGACACACAAAGUAGGUCA